AUGGAUAUCCACCGUAAUGUCAUCUAUCGCUUCCUCACACACACCAUCCCUACCAAACGCCUGCUACAUUACGUUGAGAUAACUGAAUUACCUCUCUGCCCGAUCUGUGGUAACGAAGAAAAUGCUGUACACUUGCUUUUCCUCUGUUCCAGUAAGGUAUCCAUCUGGAAAGCUAUCAUCUUUGAAUUCUUGUGGCCAACCGUUUUGAUUGGUAAUAUUAUCCAAACCUGUUCCUCUCUUGAGUUUGAAAACAUCAAGUAUGUCUCCAAAUCGUACACGACUGCUGACAUGGUCGUACUGGUAACACUUGGCAACAUUUGGCGAGCUCAAGUUCGUAAGAUCUUUCACUCGACUCCAUUUACAUGGAUCGAUGUGGUCCAGCAGGUCAAGAACGAGCUCCUUCAACUACAUGCCCAAACUGAAAUUUACAAACAAUUGCAAUUCUCUAAUCACAACUGUCAUCUAUCAUCUGUUCCUGUCAUCUAUCGCUUUAUCCUAAAUAUAAUUGAAUAUCAUACCAAUUGCGCCCGCCUCUUGGUAAUGCCUUAG
Mucor velutinosus is the source of this 549-nucleotide messenger RNA. RefSeq lists its product as uncharacterized. The record is from RefSeq and is a predicted model, not a curated record. NCBI's taxonomy places the organism in Eukaryota, Fungi, Mucoromycota, Mucoromycetes, Mucorales, Mucoraceae. The transcript has a single exon. The coding region runs from base 1 to 549 and encodes 182 amino acids.